UAAGGCCCCGUGCCCACGACAACGGUAACGACAGAUAAACGUAGAACAUUUCGACAGAUGUGCCUAUCGUGCACACGGCGACGGCGUUUUUAGGAGUUGAAAACGGAGAAAACGCAAACGCCCCUCAAAGUGGAGAUCUUGAAAACGUUCCAGUCUCUCGUCGCCGUAGGAACAGUUCAAAACGCAGAAGUGCGUUUUUUGCACAGGUUUUUUUUUUGCACAGGCAUCUGGAAGUGACGUUCUAGCGCCAAAUUUGAGCCUGCCCUUUGAUAAACAUGGAUGAACGUGUAGCAGUAGCCGCGUUGAAUGGUAUGCAUGCAGGCCAACAAAUGGCGAGACUCUUUACCGAGAGUCAUUUAGACCAUAGGAGACGAUACCAACGGAUAUUGGACAUUAUUGACGCACCGGAGGAGGAGACACGACGAAGUGAGAGACGAGUGUGGACGAGGCCAGGGAGAAGCUCCGAGUGGUGGGAGAACUUCGUUAAUGAUGUGGUGGACGAGCAAGCGUGGUACGAAAAUUUCCGCAUGACCAAAGACUCCCUUUAUGCCCUGACUGACCUACUUCGUCCUCACAUCGAGGGUCAAUCGACUAAUAUGCGACAGCCAGUGCUGCCUCUGAAGAAGGUGGCAUGUACACUGUACUAUCUUAGCGAUGAGGGGCGCCUCCGCAAAACAGCAAAUUCAUUUGGUCUGGGGAGAUCUACGGUGUCGAGGAUCGUACGAGACACGUGCCGUGCAAUUACGGUUCAUCUCGGACCCAAAUAUAUAAAGCUGCCAUUCACUGUCCCGGAUACUGAGGAGCUAGUGGCUGGGUUCCUAGAAGACCAUGGGAUGCCCCAGUGUCUAGGAGCAGUAGACGGGACACACAUCGAUAUCAAACAGCCGCCUGUGAACGCCACUGACUACAUAAACAGGAAGAGAAGAUACUCGCUGAACGUCCAAGCUGUAUGUGACCAUAAGUACAGAUUCAUGGAUGUGGUGGUGAAAUGGCCAGGUAGUGUGCAUGAUGCCCGGAUGUUCGCCAACUCGAAAGUCAACAGUUUUUUGAAGACUGGGAAGAUUCCCUCACUGGAGAAGCAGAUAGUGGAGGAUGAGGAAGCCAUCCCCAUCUUCCUGUUGGGAGACCCGGCCUAUCCCCUCCUGCCAUACCUGAUGAAGGAAUAUGCAAAUGGAGGCGCAACCCCUUCUGAGCAGUACUUUGGCCUCUCCCUAUGCAAGGCUCGUAUGGUCAUAGAGUGUGCAUUCGGUCGCCUCAAGGCCAGGUUCGCCUGCCUGAAGCGACAAAUGGACAUAAAUCUCAGUGACCUGCCUACUGUGAUUUAUGCCUGUUUUGUCCUCAACAACUACUGUGAGGCUUGCCACGAGACCGUGAAUCACCAUGCACAAGAGGAAGCCGUGCAAAUGGAUCGGGACCAGCAACCUCCCACACAGAGGAACAAUUAUACCACAGACUGCAACGAGGCAGGUGGAAAGCGGGUGAGGAGAGUCCUCACCAAGUAUCUGGACCCAUAAUAUGUUCUUUUAAAAUCAGCUUGUUUGCCAGUAAAACAGUUACUGGUGACACCUGUGUUUAUGUUUAUGCACAUUAUUUUUUUGGUGUUGAUAUUGUUUUGUGAUCAGUCUACCAGAACUUGUGAUGUGUUGUGUUCAUGACUUUAUGUACUCGUUCUCAGUAAUUACAACAGGUAAUGAAUAAAACCCUUUUUUG
Eleginops maclovinus (Patagonian blennie) is the source of this 1710-nucleotide messenger RNA. RefSeq names its product putative nuclease HARBI1. The record is from RefSeq and is a predicted model, not a curated record. NCBI's taxonomy places the organism in Eukaryota, Metazoa, Chordata, Actinopteri, Perciformes, Eleginopidae. The transcript has 2 exons. Bases 276 to 1514 code for a protein of 412 amino acids.